This is a messenger RNA of Didymodactylos carnosus, 2172 nucleotides long. NCBI's taxonomy places the organism in Eukaryota, Metazoa, Rotifera, Eurotatoria, Philodinida, Philodinidae. The record is from the annotation of a GenBank genome assembly.
AUGCCAUUGGCAGCUUUAACGCCUGUUCUUAAUGAUCUGUUACACAAAUCUCAACAGAGUAGUGAUGGUCAAGGCGAUUAUUCAUCGAUGGUUCGACUGUCAGGUGAAGAAUAUCGACCGAGACAAGCGUCAACUGAGGGAUUAGCAUCUCCCGUGACUGAAUAUGAAGAAUUAGAUAAUAAAGCAAGAGUUGAAAGACAAGAUUCAUUUUUAAAACGAUUUUCAACAAGAUAUGGUUAUAGAGGAAUGGGCAAUUUGGGUAGGCCAGCUAAACGUAAUCUUCGUGCUGCUAUCGAUAAAGAGGAACCGAUAAAAUGUCGUUAUUUACCUAUGCGUCGUUUAUUACAUGCAUGUAAUUAUUUUGUGAUAUCAACAGAUGAAAAUUUUCUAUUCUAUUGGCUCGUAUUUUUAAAUCUUUUCAUUUUGUAUAAUUUAUGGUUUCCCAUUGCUAGACAAGCAUUUGAACCAUUACAACGCGAAUAUGCAAAAACAUGGCAAACACUUGAUUAUCUAGCUGAUAUUGUGUACGUUUUGGAUAUUGGAAUGCAAUUGAGAACAGGAUAUUUAGAACAAGGUUUAUUAGUAUAUAAUCGACAAAAAUUAGCAUUGAACUAUGUACGCUCCUAUCGUUUUAUAUUUGAUAUAGUAUCAUUAACACCUCUUGAAUUAUUUCAAUUAAAAUUUGGUUCACUUCCACUAUUACGUUGUCCACGAUUUUUGAAAGUAUAUCGUACAUUUCAAUUAUAUUAUUUACAGGAAUCACGAACUGUCUAUCCAAAUACAUAUCGUGUUGUUAAUCUUUUUCAUAUAUUAUUAUUACUCGCUCAUUGGUUAGCAAGUUUCUAUUUUAUGGUAUCAAAAGCCGAAGAUUUUACUGGCUAUUGGUCUUAUCCAGCUCCUAAUGGAAAUUUUUCACAAUUGACUAAAAUGUAUUUCAGAUGUUUAUAUUGGUCAACGUUGACCUUGACAACAAUUGGCGAUUUACCACCACCAGAAACCAAUUGGCACUAUGUAUUCCUGAUAAGUGUUCAUCUAUUUGCUGUAUUUGUUAUUGCUAUCAUUGUUGGUCAAGUCGGCAAUGUGAUAACGAACAGAAAUGCUAGUCGACUAGAAUUUGAACGAUUAUUAGAUGGUGCAAAACAGUAUAUGAGAACGCAUAAUGUACCGGCAGAAAUGCAACGACGUGUUCAACGAUGGUAUGAUUAUUCUUGGUCAAGUGGUGCAAGUGAUGUUCAUUCAAUUAAAUUAUUACCAGAUAAAUUAAAAACAGAAUUAGCAUUACACGUUAAUUUAGGAACAUUAAAAAAAGUAACAAUUUUUCAAGAAUGUCAACCAGAAUUUUUACAUGAUUUGGUGCUAAAAAUGCGUGCAUAUAUUUUUACUCCUGGAGAUGUUAUUUGUCGAAAAGGAGAAGUAGCACGUGAAAUGUUCAUUAUUGCUGACGGUGUAUUAGAAGUAUUAAACGAAAGUAAUGAAGUUUUAUCAAGGUUAGGUUCAGGUGACUUCUUUGGUGAAAUUGGUAUACUAAAUAUUGAUGGAGCAAAUAGACGUACAGCUGAUGUUCGAAGUGUAGGAUAUUCAGAACUAUUUUCAUUAUCAAAAGAAGAUGUUUUAGAAGCAAUGAGAGAUUAUCCAGAAGCAGAAAAAAAAUUAUAUGAAUAUGCUCAAAAUCGAUUGGGUUUUGAACGUGCAAGACGUGAAGCAAGUCAAAAAAUGAAAAGUGCUUUUAAUACAUUGGCAGCAAUAGCCAGUGCAAUUACUCAAGAACGAUCAUCAACACCUAAAAAUAGUUCAUCGCCAACACAUCUGGAUAGUCAAAUAAAAAAUGCGUGUAAUGAUGAAAAAUCUGUUAGUGAAAAAGAAUCAUCUCUUAAAGAUCUAAGAUGUUCGAUACAAGUAAAUAAUGAACAACAGCAAUAUCUAAUGUUAAAUUAUCAUCGAAAUAAAUCUCAUUUUCAAAAUACUUCUAUAUCAAGUGACCUUACAACAACAAUUGAAAUGCUUAUCAAUGAAAAAUUAUGUUCUGUUGAACAAGAAUAUCGUCAACAAAUAGCCAUACUACAAGAUCAAAAUGAACGAAAAGAUGUGAGAAUAAAACUUCUUGAACAAAAAUUACAACGAAUGCAGAAAACAUUAUUGAAUCGUAAUAGAAUUUGGUUAGAAGAACAAUAA